AACUCCAGAAGAAAAUUUCAAUGGCGUCGAAGAUAUCUCUGAAAACCAAGGGUAAGACUCCGGCGAAGGGCUCCAAAGGCUCGGAUGAGCGCUCGGUGGCUCAGUCCGUGAAGGAGUGGAGCACGUGGACCAUGAAGAAGGCCAAGGUCGUCACCCACUACGGCUUCAUUCCUCUGGUCAUCAUCAUCGGCAUGAACUCGGAUCCCAAGCCGCAACUUUCCCAGCUGCCCAAGCCACAAAACUUCAAUUUCUUUGCCCAAAUCUCUUAUCAAAUUUUUGGGUUCAAUACUUUCAUCUCUUUCAAGAUCAUAAUCUCAACUGGGUAUGCCGUCAAUUUUGAACUUGGAGCAGGAACUUGUUCCUUCAACUUGAGGCCUUCGAGGAACCUCAAGUCUGUCGGUGGUGAGAUCAGACUGCGAUGA
Molecule: messenger RNA, 422 nt
Organism: Malus domestica (apple)
Lineage: Eukaryota; Viridiplantae; Streptophyta; Magnoliopsida; Rosales; Rosaceae
Product: mitochondrial import receptor subunit TOM7-1-like
Biological process (GO): protein import into mitochondrial matrix
Cellular component (GO): mitochondrial outer membrane translocase complex
Source: RefSeq, a predicted model, not a curated record